This is a messenger RNA of Wallemia mellicola CBS 633.66, 878 nucleotides long. RefSeq names its product AMPKBI-domain-containing protein. Gene Ontology annotation, biological process: signal transduction. Gene Ontology annotation, cellular component: nucleus; cytoplasm; nucleotide-activated protein kinase complex. Gene Ontology annotation, molecular function: protein kinase binding. The coding region runs from base 131 to 748 and encodes 205 amino acids. The record is from RefSeq and is a predicted model, not a curated record. NCBI's taxonomy places the organism in Eukaryota, Fungi, Basidiomycota, Wallemiomycetes, Wallemiales, Wallemiaceae. The transcript is spliced from 3 exons.
GACGGUGCUGAUUUACCUGCGUACAACACUGCAGCAGUGCAGAAUGAUGAGAGCAUAGCUGAUCAUGAAUUGACGGAUACAGUAUUGAGCUCAGGUUAAAUUUGGCCCUGAUUGGAAGACAAGCGUACCGAUGACGAGGAGUGAGGGUGACUUUGUUACUUGUGUUAAACUUCCACCUGGUCACCACAGAAUCGUAUUUGUGGUAGAUAACAAUUGGCGUGUCAGUGACGACCUUCAAACAGCAACCGAUGAUGACGGAUUGAUGGUCAACUAUGUCGAAGUGCCUAAGAUCGGCGAUAAAAUGGAGCACUCGAAGGAAGUUAACAACACGCGUAUAAUUACACCACAACAGGAUAACUUUAUCGAUUUGUCGCAUCAAGAUCCAACAUUAGCUCAUGAAUACACAAGUGAUAUACCCCAAAUGCUUAUCAACUACGCCAACCUUGAAUCUUCACCUCCAUCUUCACCACAAGCAAGCAAUAUUCCACUACCGGAACCACCUAUGUUGCCUCGACAGCUGGAAAGAGUCGUAUUAAAUACUCAACCACCGCAGUUGGCCUCUUCAUCAAGCAAUCCCGUACCUCAUGGCGGUACUCUAGACGAUAAUAGUGUAUUACCAAUUCCAAACCAUGUUACACUCCGACAUCUCACGGCGAGCGCUAUACGUGGUGGUGUACUUGCUGUUGGUACGACCACGCGCUAUAGAAGGAAAUUCAUUAGUACAGUUUACUAUACUAGCAUUGAUUGAUUGAGGGGUAUGAUUGAGAAGAUUUCAUUAACAUACAGCGAUCAAUACACGUAUGGAUUUAUCAUUGUUUCAAUUUGUAGACAUACUAUGUAUUUAGUGAGGAUUUCAAAUUUGUUUUUUUAAUAUUUGU